AUGAAGCUCCUCCUGUUCCUGCUCUUUCUUCCCGUCCUCCUCUCGUACUCCUUUUCGUUGUCCGACGAUGGAAAAUACGAGCGUUCGGCGACUCCUGGCUCUGCCUCUCGCCUCGUCGCUCGAAUGGACGGAGACAUCAUCAUUGGCGCUUUGUUCUCCGUGCACCACCAGCCGUCGGCUGAGAAAGUGGCGGAGAGGAAAUGUGGAGAAGUUCGAGAACAAUACGGUAUCCAGCGAGUGGAGGCCAUGUUUCACGCUUUGGACCGGAUUAAUGCGGAUCCAAACCUGCUUCCCAACAUCUCGCUGGGAUGUGAGAUCAGGGAUUCGUGCUGGCAUUCAUCGGUGGCGUUGGAACAAAGUAUUGAGUUUAUCCGUGACUCGUUGAUUUCCAUUCGGGAUGAAAACGAAGGGGCUCGUUGGUGCAUCGAAGGAUCGCCGUCCUCUCAGCCGCCGCCCACUAAGAAACCCAUCGCAGGUGUCAUCGGGCCUGGUUCCAGCUCUGUGGCGAUCCAGGUCCAGAACCUCCUUCAGCUGUUCAACAUCCCUCAGAUCGCCUACUCUGCCACGAGCAUCGAUCUGAGCGACAAGACGCUGUUCAAGUACUUCCUGCGGGUCGUCCCCUCCGACACGCUGCAGGCCCGCGCGCUGAUCGACAUCGUGAAGCGCUACAACUGGACCUACGUCUCUGCCGUUCACACAGAGGGAAACUACGGGGAGAGCGGCAUGGAGGUUUUUAAAGAGCUGGCGUCUCAGGACGGACUCUGCAUCGCUCACUCUGAUAAGAUCUACAGUAACGCCGGGGAGAAGCAGUUCGACCGGCUGCUGAGGAAGCUGAGAGAACGUCUCCCCAAAGCGCGGGUGGUGGUGUGUUUCUGCGAGGGAAUGACGGUUCGAGGCCUGCUGGCGGCCAUGAGGAGGCUCGGGGUCGCAGGGGAGUUCCUGCUCAUCGGCAG
Notothenia coriiceps (black rockcod) is the source of this 953-nucleotide messenger RNA. Its product is annotated as metabotropic glutamate receptor 1-like. Gene Ontology annotation, cellular component: membrane. Gene Ontology annotation, biological process: G protein-coupled receptor signaling pathway. The annotation marks the transcript as partial. The transcript is spliced from 3 exons. Gene Ontology annotation, molecular function: G protein-coupled receptor activity. The record is from RefSeq and is a predicted model, not a curated record. Lineage: Eukaryota; Metazoa; Chordata; Actinopteri; Perciformes; Nototheniidae.